This is a messenger RNA of Frankliniella occidentalis (western flower thrips), 632 nucleotides long. Its product is annotated as cuticle protein 7-like. The transcript has 3 exons. NCBI's taxonomy places the organism in Eukaryota, Metazoa, Arthropoda, Insecta, Thysanoptera, Thripidae. The coding region runs from base 57 to 440 and encodes 127 amino acids. The record is from RefSeq and is a predicted model, not a curated record. Gene Ontology annotation, cellular component: extracellular matrix.
GUCACAGCCUCAAGCUCCUCCAGCCAACAACAGCAGCAGCAGCACCAGCAGGAGACAUGGCCGGAAUCAGCAAGGUUACCCUCGUGAGCUUGGCGCUGGCCGCCCUCCUGGCCGUGGCGCUCGCCGGCGGCCACGCCGACAGCUACAUCCACAUCGUGCACGACAACCAUGGCCACCACGGCUACGAGCCCUCCUACCAUCACGAGGAGUACCACCACGAGCCGUCGCCAUACUCCUACAAGUACGGCGUGCACGACGCCCACACCGGCGACGUCAAGAGCGCCUCCGAGUCCAGCCACGGCGGCGUGGUCAAGGGCGAGUACUCGCUGGUGCAGCCCGACGGCGUCACCCGCACCGUGCACUACACCGCCGACAAGCACAACGGCUUCAACGCCCACGUGUCGCUCCACGGCCACGCCCACCACGGCCACCACUACUAGGAGGGUGCCGCGGGGGGCCUCCUCCUCCCCCGAGGCACGAGGCCCCCGCCGACUGCUGCCUCUGUGAUACCGGCGGGCUCAGGCUGACGCCGCCGCCCCGGCAACAGCGGACCUCAUUACCGCCUCCAACACGACGAUAUUAGCUCCUCGCUCUAUAUUUUUGUAAUAAACGGCUUCCGAGACUGACUGUAA